Molecule: messenger RNA, 1992 nt
Organism: Manis javanica (Malayan pangolin)
Lineage: Eukaryota; Metazoa; Chordata; Mammalia; Pholidota; Manidae
Source: RefSeq, a predicted model, not a curated record
GUCCCGGGGCCGCCGUUUCCCUGCUGGAGAACGUGGGGGUGGCUGCGCGGGUGGGGCGAUGCCCGGCUCGCUGUGCCUGCGGCUUCUAUGAGCGGCCCCCCGCGGCCUGAGCCUCCCGCCGCCGGGUUGGAGGCGGGCGCACAGAGGACCCCCGGGGUCGGGUAGCGGAAGCCCCUCAGCAGAGCGGGAGGCACCUCCCAUAGGAUGCUACCGGCUGCCAGCAGGUCGGGGGCAUCGCGGGAGCUGGGGACUGUUUUCCCCGUGGCAGGGAGGCGCCUGGGACUCGGGUACCCAGCGGUGCCUCAGCAGAUGCGCCCCGCCCUCAGGCAGGCCCGAUCGGAGCAGCCCCCGUCAUGGGCUGGGGAGCCGGCGGGAGCUGCACCCCGCGCCCACCCAUCCGCCCGCGGCCGGCGCCCGAGCCCCGCGUACUCACGGUGGUCUUCCUCGGCCUCCUGCUGGACCUCCUGGCCUUCACCCUGCUCCUGCCUCUGCUGCCCGGGCUGCUGGAGAGCCACGGCCGUGCCCACGACCCUCUUUACGGUGUCUGGCAGCGCGGGGUGGACUGGUUUGCCGCAGCUAUCAGGAUGCCAGCAGAGAAGAGGUACAACAGCGUCUUGUUUGGAGUUCCUCUCCGCGCCACUCACAGGUGCCGCCUCUGACUGCCUCGGGAGGCGCCCAGUCAUGCUACUGUCCCUGGUAGGUCUGGCCACCUCAUAUGCCGUGUGGGCCACCUCCAGGAGCUUCGCAGCCUUCCUGGCCUCCAGGGUGAUUGGGGGCAUCAGCAAGGGGAACGUCAGCCUCUCCACGGCCAUCGUCGCUGACCUGGGCUCACCGCCCGCCCGCAGCAGAGGCAUGGCAGUCAUCGGAGUGGCCUUCUCGCUGGGCUUCACACUGGGCCCCAUGCUUGGUGCCUCCCUACCCAUGGACAUGGUGCCCUGGCUCGCCCUGAUCUUUGCCAUCUCAGAUCUGCUGUUCAUUCUCUGCUUCCUGCCCGAGACGCUGCCUCUGGAGAAGCGGGCCCCCAGGCAGGCCUCGCCAGUUCCGCGUCCUCUGCCUCAGGCACCCUCCAUGGCCCUGGGCUUCGGAGCGGCCACCGACCUGCUCAGCCCCCUGGCCCUGUUCCAGUUUUCUGCCACGGCCCACGGUCGGGACCCGCCCGCUGGAGACAGUCUCUGCGGCCUGCGCCGCCUGGGCCUGGCCUACUUCGUCUACCUGUUCCUGUUCUCGGGCCUGGAGUACACGCUGAGCUUCCUCACGCACCAGCGCUUCCAGUUCAGCAGCCUGCAGCAGGGGAAGAUGUUUUUCUUCAUCGGUCUCACCAUGGCCACCAUUCAGGGCAUCUACACCCGGCGCAUCGGCCCAGGCCGGGAAAUUGCAGCUGUGAAGCGGGCCAUCCUGCUGCUGGUCCCCGCCUUCCUCCUCGUUGGCUGGGGCCGCACACUGCCUGUGCUGGGCUUCGGGCUGCUGUUCUACUCCUUUGCUGCUGCUGUCGUAGUGCCCUGCCUGUCCUCCGUGGUCGCUGGCUAUGGCUCUCCCGGGCAGAAAGGCACAGUCAUGGGCACACUGCGGAGCCUGGGUGCCCUGGCCAGGGCCGUGGGGCCCAUGGUGGCUGCCUCAGUGUACUGGCUGGCAGGGGCCCGGGUCUGCUUCACUGUGUGCUCGGGGCUGUUCCUGCUCCCCUUCCUGCUCCUGAGGAAUCUGAGGCCUCCAGCACAGACUCCCAAGGCCGAGUAGCUGCCUGGCCCUGCCCCACCCCACCCCAGGCUGGGGGUGCUGAGGCAGGUAGUGGGGGGCCCUAGCCAGGACUGCUCCCCACUGCCUGCCUGGGGGCGCGAGAUGCUCCUCCAGCUCCCCAGGUGGGCAGCAGCCCUGCUGGGAGCAGGCCCAGUGACUCCAAAACCUCCCAGGCUUUCUGCUCGUGUGUUCCACUCCAUGUCAUGGGUCUCAGCCAGGCCUCUGAGUGACAAAAUAAAGCAGCUCUUUUAUACCAAG